AUGUAUGUGGGAUACCUUCUGGAUAAAGAAACCGGCAUGUAUCACCAGGGGCCAGUCAGAAGAUCAAGCAUCAAUCUGCCUCCACAGAACUUUGUUUCCACACCUCAGUACCCCGACUUUACCGGAUACCAUCAUGUGCCAAACAUGGAUACGCACCCACAGUCUGCAGGGAGCUGGGGACCCACAUAUGGAGCUCCACGAGAGGACUGGGGUGCAUACAGUCUGGGACCCCCUAAUACUAUUCCUACACCCAUGAACAACUCCUCUCCUGCACAAGUUCCGUACUGCUCCUCCGAGUACACGCACAUGCACCCUCCAGGCUCUGCGGUGUUACAGCCGCCACCAGAGAACGUAACAGUUGCACAGCUUUCUCCAGACAGAGAAAGGCGCAAUUCAUUCCAGUGGAUGAGCAAAACUGCGCAAUCAUCUUCCACAGGUAAAACCAGGACGAAGGAAAAAUACAGGGUAGUUUACACAGACCAUCAGAGGCUGGAGCUGGAGAAGGAGUUUCAUUUUAACAGAUAUAUCACCAUCAGGAGGAAGUCUGAACUGGCUGUUAACCUGGGCUUAUCGGAGAGACAGGUGAAGAUCUGGUUUCAGAACCGCAGAGCCAAAGAGCGGAAGCUGAUCAAGAAGAAGCUGGGUCAGUCUGACGGCAGCGGGGGCUCGGUGCACAGUGACCCGGGCUCAGUGAGCCCUCUGCCGGUGCCGGGCUCUCUCUCUCCCUCAGACAUCCACGGCCCUCUGUACCCUCCUCAGGCCAUGAACACGUUGCCCUCUAUCAGGAAUAUACAGCAGGUGACAGUGACUCAGUGAAAACUGUUGAGUUGACCACCUCACAAAAAAAUAUGAGCACUCCGACACGCGGACAGGACACCUGAACUGACGUCAUGACGCACACAGCUGUGGAUGAACUUUUGAUUUAUAGCAACGAAAUGCUGGAGGCUCUUCAAAUAUCGCUUUUUAUAGAAUAGUUCUAAUAACGUGAGGAUUUAAGAUUGAAAAAAGACGACGUGUUUCAAACUUAAAGCUUUAAAUUGAGAGUUAAUAAGAUAUAAAUAUCCUUUUUUGUAUGUGAUGAAGUGUAUGUGAAUAAAAUCAGAUUUCAGGGAGAUUAUAAUGAAGUUUAAACCGGAUGCAUGAUCCUGUCACACUUGACGAACUGUUGACAAAUCAUUUACACUGUUUUUUUCUACAUAGUAUUACCUCUAUGGUGGCCUAAAAAGCAGCCAACAGCUGUUACUGAUACGGGUACAAAUGUCGUUUGAUGGCAUCUCUGAAUGUAAAUAAAAUGUUUGU
Cheilinus undulatus (humphead wrasse) is the source of this 1299-nucleotide messenger RNA. RefSeq names its product caudal type homeobox 4 (gene cdx4). The record is from RefSeq and is a predicted model, not a curated record. Lineage: Eukaryota; Metazoa; Chordata; Actinopteri; Labriformes; Labridae. Bases 1 to 816 code for a protein of 271 amino acids. The transcript has 3 exons. Gene Ontology annotation, molecular function: DNA-binding transcription factor activity, RNA polymerase II-specific; RNA polymerase II transcription regulatory region sequence-specific DNA binding. Gene Ontology annotation, cellular component: nucleus. Gene Ontology annotation, biological process: regulation of transcription by RNA polymerase II; anterior/posterior axis specification; animal organ morphogenesis.